Vanderwaltozyma polyspora DSM 70294 is the source of this 1740-nucleotide messenger RNA. RefSeq names its product CTP synthase URA8 (gene URA8). The coding region runs from base 1 to 1740 and encodes 579 amino acids. Gene Ontology annotation, cellular component: cytoophidium; cytoplasm. The transcript has a single exon. The record is from RefSeq and is a predicted model, not a curated record. Gene Ontology annotation, molecular function: CTP synthase activity; identical protein binding. Gene Ontology annotation, biological process: pyrimidine nucleobase biosynthetic process; CTP biosynthetic process. Lineage: Eukaryota; Fungi; Ascomycota; Saccharomycetes; Saccharomycetales; Saccharomycetaceae.
AUGAAAUACGUUGUUGUUUCAGGUGGUGUCAUCUCUGGUAUCGGUAAAGGUGUAUUGGCAUCUUCUACCGGUAUGUUAUUCAAAACCUUCGGUUAUAAGGUUACUUCUAUUAAGAUUGAUCCAUAUAUGAAUAUCGAUGCUGGUACUAUGUCUCCUUUAGAACAUGGUGAAUGUUUUGUUUUGGAUGAUGGUGGUGAAACUGAUUUGGAUUUAGGUAACUACGAACGUUAUCUGAAUGUCACUUUAACUAAAGAUCAUAACAUCACUACUGGUAAAAUAUAUUCUCAUGUUAUCCAAAAGGAAAGAAAAGGUGAUUACUUGGGUAAAACUGUUCAAAUUGUCCCACAUUUGACUAAUGCCAUCCAAGAUUGGAUCGAACGUGUUUCCAAAAUUCCUGUUGAUGAUACUGGUAUGGAACCAGAUGUUUGUAUUAUCGAAUUAGGUGGUACUGUAGGUGAUAUUGAAAGUGCCCCAUUUGUCGAAGCUUUAAGACAAUUCCAAUUUAGAGUUGGUAAAGAAAAUUUUGCAUUGAUCCAUGUUUCUUUGGUUCCAGUUAUCCACGGUGAACAAAAAACUAAACCAACUCAAGCUGCUAUUAAAGAUUUGAGAUCACUAGGUUUAACCCCAGAUAUGAUUGCUGUUAGAUGUUCUCAUAUCUUGGAUGAACCAACAAUUAACAAAAUUGCCAUGUUCUGUCAUGUCGGUUCCAACCAAGUGGUCAACGUCCAUGAUGUUAAUUCUACUUAUCACGUCCCAUUAUUAUUGUUAGAACAAAAAGUGAUGGAUUAUUUGCGUGCUAGAUUACAAUUGUCUGAUAUAACUUUAUCCAGUGAAGAUGUUUCAAGAGGUGAAAAAUUGUUGAUUAAAUGGAAAUCCAUGACUUCUAACUACGACGAAUCACUACAAACUGUUAAGAUUGCCUUAGUUGGUAAAUAUACCCAUUUGAAGGAUUCUUAUUUAUCUGUCAUUAAGGCUUUAGAACACUCUUCAAUGAAAUGUCGUAACAAGCUGGAGAUUUUAUGGGUCGAAUCAUCUCAUUUAGAACCAGAAACUCAAGAAACUGAUAAAGAAAAAUUCCAUGAUGCUUGGAAUAAGGUUAGUACUGCUGAUGGUGUCUUAGUUCCAGGUGGUUUUGGUCACAGAGGUACAGAAGGUAUGAUUUUAGCUGCCAAAUGGGCUCGUGAAAGCAACGUUCCAUAUCUAGGUGUUUGUCUAGGUUUACAAAUCGCAACAAUCGAAUUUAUGCGUAAUGUUGUUGGCCUAAAGGAUGGUCAAUCUGCUGAAUUCUUCCCAGACUCCGACCCUGAGACACAUGUUGUUGUUUACAUGCCAGAAAUUGAUAAGGAAAAUAUGGGUGGUACAAUGAGAUUAGGUUUGAGACCAACUCAUUUCCAACCAGAUACCGAGUCAAGUCAAAUUAAGAAACUUUACGGUUCUAAGGAUAUCAUCGAAGAAAGACAUCGUCACCGUUAUGAAAUUAAUCCAAAUUUGAUUAACAAAUUAGAAGAACAUGGUUUGAUGUUUGUUGGUAGAGACGAUACUGGUGAACGUUGUGAAAUUUUCGAAUUAAAGAACCAUCCAUACUAUGUCGCUACUCAAUACCACCCAGAAUACACUUCUAAGGUCUUAGACCCAUCUAGACCAUUUUUAGGUUUCUUUGCAGCAUCUGCCGGUGUGUUAGAUAAAUUGUUAGACGGGGAGUACGAUUACACCGAAUCUGAAGGUAAAACUGAUUUCUAA